This is a messenger RNA of Ilex paraguariensis (yerba mate), 2787 nucleotides long. The record is from the annotation of a GenBank genome assembly. Lineage: Eukaryota; Viridiplantae; Streptophyta; Magnoliopsida; Aquifoliales; Aquifoliaceae.
CAUUGUUUAAAGUCUGGACUUAUAUCAAGAAUUAAGCACCCUCCUUGCUUUUUCAUCUCUCCUCCUCUAAGAAAUUCAUUACCCUUUACCUGCUUUUUUUUCUCUUUCUCUCUCUCUGUAUUUGAAUAAAGUUACAGGCAAUCCUGUGUAUAUACUUAUAUAUAUAUACACGUUAACGUUCUCUUUCCGGUGGUCAGUGUAUAAUUUGGGUACCGUCGGAAAAGUUGAGUUUGACCGAUUAAUCGGAAAGUUGUAGUAGGUGUCGAUGGGGCAUUGUUGCAGCAAGGGCUCUUCAGUUUCAGUCGUGAAAGAAAACGCCACCGUUGAAACCUCCGCCGUACAACGUCCAAAACCACCACCAUCGCCGGCGCCACCUCCCCCAGGUAAUGGAACUGUAGAGGUUCAGCCAAAUAGGCACACGCCAGCUCACUCUUUCUCGUCCAGCCCAUGGCAGAGUCCAUAUCCUGCCGGAAUUGCUCCUUCUCCGUCGCCGGCGAGGACCCCCAGACGUAUAUUCAAGUGGCCAUUCCCACCACCGUCGCCGGCAAAGCCAAUUAUGUCGGCGAUUCUGAAGCGGCGUGGCACAGCUAAUAAACCGACGGAGGGGCCUAUCCCGGAGGACGAAGGAUCAGAAGGCGAGAGACCGCUCGAUAAGAGCUUCGGGUAUCCGAAGAAUUUGACGGCGAAAUACGAAUUGGGGAAGGAGGUGGGGCGAGGGCAUUUUGGUCACACGUGCUGGGCUAAGGGUAAAAAAGGAGAGCUCAAGAAUCAACCCGUGGCUGUGAAGAUCAUUUCCAAAGCUAAGAUGACAACGGCAAUAUCAAUUGAAGAUGUUCGUAGGGAGGUGAAGAUAUUGAGAGCCUUAUCUGGGCAUAAGAAUCUAUGCAAAUUUUAUGACGUAUUUGAGGAUGCCAAUAACGUCUACAUUGUCAUGGAAUUGUGUGAAGGUGGGGAACUACUGGACAGAAUCUUAUCACGAGGUGGAAGAUAUGCAGAGGAAGAUGCUAAAACUCUUGUCAUGCAGAUAUUAAGUGUAGUUGCUUUCUGUCAUCUUCAGGGUGUUGUGCACCGUGAUCUAAAACCAGAGAAUUUUCUUUUUGCCACCAAAGACGAGGAUGCUUCUAUGAAGCUCAUAGAUUUUGGUCUAUCUGAUUUUAUUAAACCAGAUCAACGUCUGAACGAUAUUGUGGGCAGUGCAUACUAUGUUGCACCUGAAGUACUUCAUAGAUCUUACAGUGUUGAGGCAGAUAUGUGGAGUAUUGGUGUCAUAACAUAUAUAUUGUUGUGUGGAAGCAGACCUUUCUGGGCACGAACUGAAUCAGGAAUUUUUCGUUCUGUGCUACGAGCUGAUCCUAACUUUGAUGAUGCUCCUUGGCCCGUUGUAUCACCAGAAGCCAGAGAUUUUGUGAAAAGGCUUCUGAACAAGGACCACAGGAAAAGAAUGACUGCUGCCCAAGCACUAACUCACCCAUGGUUGAGGGACGAAAAUCGUGCUGUGCCUCUCGAUAUUCUGAUCUACAAGUUAGUGAAAUCAUAUAUCCGAGCCACGCCUUUAAAACGUGCAGCGCUUAAGGCUCUCUCCAAAGCGUUGACAGAGGAUGAGCUCAUUUACCUUAGGGCUCAGUUUAACCUCUUGGAACCAAAAGAUGGUUGCGUAUCCCUUGAUAAUUUUAGAUCGGCUCUCAUGAAGAAUGUGACUAAUGCCAUGAGUGAGUCAAGGGUACCUGAUAUUCUGAACGUGGUGAGACAUCUGAAUGUUGUUGGAGCUUUUUGUGGCACAACUGACAUUAGAGUGGCGUGAUCAUGCUAUAAGGCCUCAUUUAUUUAGAGUAUAUGAUAUGAAUGAGGCAUCACAUCAACUACCUAGUGUUUUUCUUUGGAAGCUGCAUUCGAUGACAAAAAUGAGCUGAAACAGAAGUGUAUCCAAAUUUUCUUUCUGCUUAGAUGACCAUGGGGCCUUUUUUUAUUGAACUAUUAGCGUUAUGCUGUGAUACCAUGUUCAGUGAGUUUUUCAUCUUGCGAGACUUUUACUUUCCAGAGGACAGCCUCACCUUAAAAUAGAUUAAAUGGGGCAUCAACCUUACGGUUGUUUUUUGUUUCUGGUUUGCUCUUAGUAUUGGCUUUCAUGUAAAUGACAUUUGUCCUUUUGACUUAGGAGUGGGGCAUUGGAUCUUUCUGUUAACGAAUACUACUAUUACAAACUAACGCCUUUGCCUUAUAAUUCUAGAUUGAACCUCUAUCUUGUAAAAGUAUGACGUUUGAAGAGUUCUGUGCUGCUGCUAUUAGCACAUACCAGCUGGAGGCUCUUGAAGGAUGGGAGAGCAUUGCUAAUAAAGCUUUCGAGUGUUUUGAAGAAGAAGGAAAUCGAGUCACAUCCGUUGAGGAAUUAGCACAGGAAUUAAAUCUGAGCCCUACUGCUCACACUUUACUCAGAGAUUGGAUCAGGAAAUCUGAUGGAAAACUUAGUUUCCUUGGAUAUACCAAGUUCUUGCAUGGUGUGACAUUUCGUAGUUCUAAUACAAGACAUCAAUAACAGGUUUAAGAGUGCUUACGUUUUCCUAUUUUAUUUUCUUUCCCUUUUUUAUUCUCUGCAUAAAAAUAGAAGAAAUGAACGUGUUAAAGGAUCCGAUAUUUAGAUUCUUGAAGCUACAUGAGUCCAUUUCAAUUUUCAACUCUUAGUUUUGUGCUUUAUAUUGUGUUUCAAAAUCUUUAUAGUAGACUUCUUUCUGUGAAAAAAAUGUGGUGUACAUCACUGGAUUGACGAGUUUUUAUAAUAUAAGAGCUUCU